CAGUCAAAUCAAAAGAUACGUGACGGCUGCAGCGUUUCUUGAAUGUGUGUCGCAAUUUUUUCUAAAUACGAUGAAUAUUAGCGGGUAUUGUGCUUAAUUUAUAUUUAUAAAUAAUUACGUGUACACAUUUAACUAAAAUGUUGUGAAAUGUAUUAAAAUCUUCUAAAAGAAACCGAUAUAAAUUCGACAAAAUGGCCAAGGAAAUGAUGAUAGUGUUUGUGUAUGACACACAAUGCUGUGUGUCAGAGGAGGAUGACCCUGCAGAGGCUGUGCUGUACUUCCAUCCCGGCUGGGUGUCCGACACACAGAGACAUGCAUUGGCAGGACAGGUGGUGGGCGCAGCACAUUGCGUUAAGAGUCUCUUCACCCAGCCUGUGUCUAUCACACUACAAAGCGGGAAGUUUAUCCUCAGAGAGUAUGGUAGAUAUGUUCUGGCUAUAGGUAGUGAUCGUAAUAUCCCAGACUGGGUACUAAAGAACCGUGCCAGUCUACUCACUUCCAUAAUCAAAGUGUACCACGGCGAUAUGCACACGAUCGCGGAACAGAUGGAGGACCCCAAGAGACUGGCGGAGAAACUCUACCAGAUAUUUGAAACAUACCUGCCAGUGUUGCAGUACGGCUGUCAUAUUUUCCAACGUGUGCCGAUGCUCAGUCUGCCGAAGAGCGCUAGUUCCGUAUACAUGGAAUCAAUGCAAGUCCUGGAGCACUGCAGCAAAAGUGUCGGCGUGCUGGGCGGUGUUGUGCUCUACAAUAAUAAAAUCAUCGCAACCCAAUUGCCGCCGAGUCUUACUUCAUAUUUGACGGUAGUGGAUCCUUAUCGAAUAAAGUCUCCCGCGGAGUCUGUACAGACAGAGACGCCAUUGCCGCUCGGCGCACAACUGCUCGUCGUCUACGUCGCCAGGAAGACUUACGACAUGCUGAAGAAACAUACCGACAAGAUGCAGGAGUUCUAUCAAAAUGGUGAAGAAAUGAUCGCAAAGUUUAAAAAGAUGCAAGAAGCAGAACGAGAAAAACAAAGGGAAUUUCCACAAAGCGGUAUGAAGAGAGAUAAAUCACUUCUUUUCACAGCGGUCCCCGAGGAGGAUCACACAAUGAUAUCGCCGCCUAACAAAGAAAAUACAUCAGAAAACAGAAAGCCUAGCAUGCCAGACGUAGUGCCCUUCACCAACAAACCCCGCCCUAGGCCCAAUAAACUGUCUCUCAGCUUCAAAACGCAGAAGUCUCUUGACGAAGAUGCGAUGGAAAACGAAACAAAGUUUACAGGACAAACUAGCGUAUGUUCUACUCCGAUGGUAGAAUACAAGAGACUUCACGGCAACAUGCUAUCAAUAUGUCAAAAUCCAGACAACCAAACGCAGGAAAAAUCUCCGGACGUCGAACCGGACGUUUUAAAGAACAUAGAGAAUAGUGCCAAAUUAAAAAUUGAAAGUGAACAGAGAGACAAUAAGAUGGUUCUAGACAUCAAUUGCAUAGCUGAUCACUUCAUAAAUAAACCGGAACCAAUAAGGAAAUUGGCUAGUGUUAUGGACAUUCAGGAAACGUUUAGGAAGAUUUCCAACAGAGCGACGUCCAAGUUUAAGUUAAAGCGAUCUCAAAACGAAGACGACUCACCCGCAGAGGAGGCCAGGAGCCCCAGCACGCUCACCAUAAACGAUCCCUUGUUCCCAGUAUUCCGGAAUGACGGUGUUGCCAUAUCGGAAUCGCUUUUCAACCAGUAUCUCGAGCAGUAUUAUUCUAGAAUGAAACAGGAAUCUAAAGAAGAAAACAUGUUCAAUUUUAACAUUAAACUAGGGGAACAGAAGUUUGAAAACUUCGACUCUGAUAUGACUAAAUCACCUCAGCGAACUCCCAAGAAAAUAGUCAAAGACUCCAAUAAGACGGUGCCAAGUGAUCAGUCUAGACGAAAAGCUUUAUCUCUACCUCUUAAAUCUUUAACUGAGAGUACCGAAACGGCGACCGACUCGGAGGCGGUUAAUUUUAAAAAGAAAUUAACUGGGGUUCAGUUAACUCCUCUUAUGGAGAAGCUGAGUCACUUAGCGUUCACUUCGGACAAAUCCAGCGGGUACAGCAGCAGGGUGAUGACUCCCUUAGAAAUAAGAGAAUUUCCAACUCCAGCUGUGGAACGUCAACUUAACUUUUCUGACAGAAGUAAAGGUCAACGUGAAGAGUCAGAGGGUGAGGGCGAGGUGGAAGGGGAGUCGGACGAUGAUCUGGACGCGCUGCCAGAGUACGGGCGUGCGGCGACCAAGUGCGCACUGUUCGUAAGCGGACUUCACAACAUGGCGCUGCUCGCGCUCAUAGACCUCGAAGCUGCUGACAAUGUUGACACUAUUAAUAAUUUGUGGGAAACAUCUCUGAACGCGUUGGGUCCUAUAGAGCAGAAAUGCAUGGAGCCGCUGCCGGCGGAAGCGGAGAGCAGCGACUACAGCUACCUGAUGCUGGACCCCGAUUGGGGAUCGGUUCGCAAAGGCGGGCCCUGGGCCGCCAUGGACAUCGCCACUAUGGGACUCAUACACAACGAAUUCGCAGAGGACCCGGAAAUCUCAGAGUAUAUACUGAGGAGCGAAGAGAGCGUGGUGGUUGGAGCAAGUUGUGGUGGCGGGCAGCUGUUCUACCAGGAGUCGGGCGCGCGGCCGCCCGGCCCGCCUCCGCCCUCUGACGCCUUCGCAGCCGCUCCACUGCGCGCGCGCCGACGUCUGCACCGUGAUCACUGCGCCCUCCUCAUAUAGACCACAUACAACCGUGACUUACUCACUGGGGGAGAACCUUAGUGUAGAUUUCUUAUACUCAAUCUAGUCGAAACUAAGGGAAACCCCUUAACGACUAACUGCAGCCACAUGUCUUGGUUUCAUUAUCAUUGAAAA
Molecule: messenger RNA, 2864 nt
Organism: Papilio machaon (common yellow swallowtail)
Lineage: Eukaryota; Metazoa; Arthropoda; Insecta; Lepidoptera; Papilionidae
Gene: HPS4
Exons: 10
Coding region: 192-2729 (845 amino acids)
Biological process (GO): vesicle-mediated transport
Source: RefSeq, a predicted model, not a curated record